AUGUGGUUCUGUCUGCCCUUUGUUAUCGGAGGUUACCUCGAAGUUAUCGGUUACGGUGGACGCAUCGCCGCCAACAACGCUACGGACAAACUCAUGCCUUACAUUGUCCAAUCUGUUUUCCUCUUGGUGCCGCCCUCUUUAUUCGCCGCAUCCAUCUACAUGACACUCGGUCGUGUCAUGCGCGGUUUAGGACCUGCUGCUGAACAGCUUUCCAUCAUCCGCAUUGGUUGGCUCACCAAGACCUUCGUUAUCGGCGACGCCUUCGCAUUCCUUGUACAAAGUAGCGGCGCAGGUUAUAUGGCGGCGGGAAGCGGCACAAAGACGGGCGAGAUCAUUGUCAUCUUCGGUCUUAUCAUCCAAAUCGCCUUUUUUGGACUGUUCGUGGUGUCAGCAAUCACCUUUCACAAGCGCUACCUUGCGAGACUAAGUGCGCAUGCCGGGUUUGAAUGGGAAAACAUCAUGACGAUGCUCUAUGUGACGUCAGCUCUCAUCCUCAUCAGGUCUGUCUUCCGCAUCAUCGAGUAUGCUGGCGGUUCUAACGGAUACUUGCUCGCACAUGAGUGGCCACUGUACGUCUUCGACUCAGUCCUUAUGCUCGCAGUCAUGGGAGUAUUCUACUACUGGUACCCAAAUGAGCUGCAGGGGUACAAGCAGCACAGCGCUGGGCUUUGUUGA
Messenger RNA from Didymosphaeria variabile, 675 nucleotides. RefSeq lists its product as uncharacterized. Gene Ontology annotation, cellular component: membrane. NCBI's taxonomy places the organism in Eukaryota, Fungi, Ascomycota, Dothideomycetes, Pleosporales, Didymosphaeriaceae. The record is from RefSeq and is a predicted model, not a curated record. The transcript has 2 exons. The coding region runs from base 1 to 675 and encodes 224 amino acids.